Molecule: messenger RNA, 3132 nt
Organism: Cygnus olor (mute swan)
Lineage: Eukaryota; Metazoa; Chordata; Aves; Anseriformes; Anatidae
Gene: SAG
Product: S-antigen visual arrestin
Exons: 14
Coding region: 28-1227 (399 amino acids)
Biological process (GO): G protein-coupled receptor internalization; signal transduction
Cellular component (GO): photoreceptor outer segment; photoreceptor inner segment
Molecular function (GO): G protein-coupled receptor binding
Source: RefSeq, a predicted model, not a curated record
UCCACGGUCACAUACCCAUCUUUGGCCAUGAGCUGCCCUGAGUCUCAAAAGACAGGGAAGAAUGCUGGUUCCCCUCAAAAACAAGUUAUCUUCAAAAAAAGCACCCGUGACAAAGCUCUGACCAUCUACCUGGGAAAGCGUGACUUUGUUGACAACAUGGGGACUGUGGAACCUGUAGAUGGUGUUGUAUUGGUGGAUCCUGCAAUGAUCAAGGGGAAAAAAGUGUACGUGACCUUGACCUGUGCUUUCCGGUAUGGCCAGGAAGACAUUGAUGUGAUUGGCCUCACCUUCCGACGGGACCUGUUUUUCUCUAGGGUCCAGCUGUACCCACCUGCUGACAAGCCAGACUCUCUCACCCACUUGCAGGAAUCUCUGUUAAAGAAGCUGGGGAAAAAUGCCUAUCCCUUUUUCUUUACAUUCCCAGAUUACCUGCCUUGUUCAGUCUGUUUGCAGCCUGCACCUCGUGAUGUUGAUAAGAGCUGCGGGGUGGACUUUGAGGUGAAAGCUUUCUCAACAGAGAAUGUGGAAGAGAGAAUUCAUAAGAGGAACUCUGCACGCCUAUUGAUCCGAAAGGUGCAAUAUGCUCCAGAACAGCCAGGACCCCAACCUUGCGCAGAGACCACGUGGCAAUUCUUCAUGUCCAACAAGCCGUUAAACUUGAAAGCUUGCCUCAGUAAAGAGGUGUACUACCAUGGCGAGCCCAUUCCAGUCACUAUCACAGUCACCAACAACACAGAGAAAACAGUGAAGAAGAUCAAAGUCCAGGUGGAGCAGGUUGCCAAUGUGGUUUUAUACUCCAGUGAUUACUAUACAAAAGUGGUAGCGGCUGAGGAAGCACAGGAGAAGGUGCAGCCAAACAGCAGCCUGACCAAGACACUGACAGUUUUGCCCUUGCUAGCAAAUAACCGGCAGACCCGGGAAAUAGCCCUGGAUGGAAAGCUAAAAGAUGAGGACACCAACUUGGCUUCUAGUACCAUUAUUAAGGAUGGAAUAGAUAAGACAGUGAUGGGGAUUCUCGUUUCCUACAAGAUCCGAGUGAAGCUCACUGUUUCAGGUGAAGUGGGCACAGAGCUGCCGUUUCGUCUCAUGCACCCCAAACCCGAGGAAAAGAACCCAGCAGGGAAGGAUGGUGAUGCAGAGAUGGUAUUUGAGGAGUUUGCUCGUCAACAGCUAAAAGAUAUGCCUGAUGAUGAAGAAAACAAGAAUAUUUCCUCAACUGAUGAGUGAUGAAAACAGCAAGCUGCUAGAGAAGCUGUAUAGUCUGGCAUCGUUUAGAAAUUUAGGACCUAGGUUCCUGGUAAACUGCAUGUUCUGAGUGCAUACAUUGUCUUUCAAGGAUCAGUAGACAUAAAAUCAUGAAUCUCUGUUGCUUACUAAAAGUUUUAGCUCCAUAAAAAUGUAGCAAACUCAACACUUGAUGCUUACUCUAGUUACCAGAGGAGGGCAGGAAGGCUGCUCUGCUGUGACAUGUGCUUCACUGGCACCUAACAAAAUGGUGGUUACUUUCACCACUGAUGAGGGCUUAAACGAUGGCUUGUGCAGCCUGCUUACACUUAGCUGGGGUCACGGAGUCUCUGCUUUUGAAAUGCUAGCGAACUAAGUUCUAGUUUGAAUGGCUGGCUUGCUGCCUUUGACUUGAAGUUCCUCAGUGGACUAUGCAAAAUUGAUUUUAUUUCCUUUUGUUUGCUUUUGCAUUUUUCCUUUAUCAAAUUCAUCUAGUUAAUAUUUUCAGUGCUUGCGCUGUCCCCAUGUAUUGCUUACAUCCGUUUGCUCUAGCAUUAAAUGUCUUGCAAGUCAUCUUUCACAGCAACUGUAACGCUGAGAUACUAUGUUAGCUUUUUCGCAAUAUGUUUAAUAGUUAUGUUAUUAAAGAUCAGGGAAAUGUGCAUUGUACAUGAAUUUCUUAACAAAGAUCCCUAUAUACAACCCCAGAGAACUGGUAGUCUAGACUAAUGCUAUAUGUAAUCUAGUUUCCCGUAUGCAGCAGUACUUCAGAAGAGGGUACAAUAAAAUUAAGGAGGAAAUCACAGGGCAGCCUGCCCUGAGGAGGCUUUCCCUACAUCCAUCUGCCAGAGAUCAGUUUGUGCUCUAAGAAAUGAGAUUGUACUCUGCAAACAUUGGUAUGUCUUGUUGAUCUGGAUAUUCUCAUUAUCUGUGUAAAUGUCUAAUCCUUUCCCAAGUCUCAUGUAGACCUUUGCUGAAGUGAGUUGUAUCAGCUAAUUACAUGUUGUGUGUAAAAAGACUGGUGUUUUCUUUUUCUCAUUUUUGUUCUCUGUUUUUCAGUGUCUCUGGUUUCAAUUCUCCUGGAAAGUCUGAAUACUGGGCCUAUGUUAAAUAAUAUAAAUUUAUGUAUCUCACCCUAUGCACUGGAAACUGGAUUUAAGAGCUUCCCUCUUAGAUCCUAGCUAUCAAUGAUGACCACUUUGUAGAGAAGAAAAUGAGGGACACAUUUUAGAGAUGUCCAUUUCCUCCCAGCAGGAGUGGGACUCUCAUGAAAGCUUGCUGUAAGCAAGUUGCACUUCUGUCCUGCUUCAGACUGCAGAGGUUGGAUAAACUUAGCUUUCCCGCUCUCUGGCUUUGGUUUCUGUUGGUAACUAUAACCUGUGAAAGCAGUCUGCUUUGGAGAAACAUGUGGGCUGCUCUCAGGCAUUUCUGAAGAAUGAUGCUAUAUUUAGGUCUCAUUUUUUGAGCAAAGACCGGUUUUGGUUUUUGUUUUUUCCUGUUUGCAUGUUUUCUCUUACUGAUACCAUCAGGGUUACAAGCCCUACUUUUACAAAUGGCCCAAAGUCUUUAACCAAACUACCUUAUAUGUGGCCUCUAACACUUAUAAAUAGAUUUGGUUAAAAAUAAAGCCUUCUGUUUUGCUUUAUCAUGUUCUGUAAACUGGGCUUGUGUUAAGAUGCUGAAAGCAGUGAGCUGAAGACCACAGCUGACUCCACAGCCCCAUCAGUGCUCUGCCUUCACACCACUUGUUGGUGUGUGUUUGUCGCAGCUCUUUCACCUUAGGUGAAAUUGCAAGAGGCACUGUGUUUGGUUUGCUCUUUCUCGGCAUCGUGUACUGUGCUGCUAAAGAAUCACUGCAACCAUUUUCAGGUGUUCCUAGUCAGUAUAACUUGUGUGGUUUCCAUUUUA